Molecule: messenger RNA, 651 nt
Organism: Hemisphaericaspora subhashii
Lineage: Eukaryota; Fungi; Ascomycota; Pichiomycetes; Serinales; Debaryomycetaceae
Gene: VPH2
Product: Vph2p
Exons: 1
Coding region: 1-651 (216 amino acids)
Biological process (GO): vacuolar proton-transporting V-type ATPase complex assembly
Cellular component (GO): endomembrane system
Source: RefSeq, a predicted model, not a curated record
AUGACGCAAUAUCAAUUAACAUCAGCACUCAAGGAGUUGAUCAACAAUUCCUCAAUAGACUCGGAAUUAAAGUCCAAGUUAAUUUCCCAAGAAUUCAUUUCCCAUACCAAUCUAAUUAAUUUCUAUAAACAAUAUAAACCGACAUCCACACUAUUAGAACUCAUAAAACUAACCAAACUUCACAUCCCAAAUAAAAACAUAUCCACCCAAGUGAAAACCAAAGAAUAUUUAAAAUUAAUGCAAAAACUAAGACUUCAAGCUCAAGAAGAAGAAUAUAACAAAUUAAUCAACCCCACUUCCGAAUAUUCAACCUUAUAUGAUAAUUCCAAAAUCGAUCCUUCUUCCGAUCUUACACCAGCUCAAUUUCAUAAAGAGGUAAAGAAUCAAAUUACAACAAUUGUCAAUAUUUUGAUAAGUGUAGCUAGUGUUGCAUAUGCAGUUUGGUAUUGGACGGGAUCUUCUUGGGGAUUACAAGAUUCUUAUCGAGUUUUGAUGUCGUUGUUUUUCGGAAUCUUGGUAUUGGUGGCUGAAGUGGUUGUAUAUUUGGGAUAUUUGAAUAAAGUUGAAGAUGCAAGGAUUAGAGAAAGAAAUAAAAAGGAGGUUAAAAAUGUUGUUAGAACAGUUGUUGAAUUGAAGAAGAAGGAUAUAUGA